This is a messenger RNA of Acipenser ruthenus (sterlet), 3554 nucleotides long. Its product is annotated as proprotein convertase subtilisin/kexin type 7. The record is from RefSeq and is a predicted model, not a curated record. The transcript is spliced from 16 exons. Gene Ontology annotation, biological process: protein processing. NCBI's taxonomy places the organism in Eukaryota, Metazoa, Chordata, Actinopteri, Acipenseriformes, Acipenseridae. The coding region runs from base 629 to 2839 and encodes 736 amino acids. Gene Ontology annotation, molecular function: serine-type endopeptidase activity. Gene Ontology annotation, cellular component: trans-Golgi network; Golgi membrane.
UUCAGGAAUUCCAAAAUCCGAGUCCGCUGGGAUACCGGAAGUGAAGACAUUGUCAGUGUGUCACCUGAAUGCGGAAGUGCAGUAUUUCACAAAAAAAAGGAAGCGAGACUGGAUAGACAGCGUGGGUUUAACUAGUUUAGACAUUUAUCGUGUGAGAGAGAGAGACUCAGGACAAAUACACGGGUUUGGGGACAGGCUGGAGGGGUUAAACAGAGCGAUCGGGGGAGAAGUGGAGAGUGGAGAGGGUUUCUUAUCGAGCUGAGAUCGGGAGGGCAGAGUGCACACCGACACCUAACUCUGUGUUUGCAUCAGCGUUGGGUUUGUGUUCAAAUCCCGGAGCACCGCUUAUAAUAAUAAUAAUAAUAAUAAUAAUCAUAAUAUCCGGAUCUGGGAUCCUGUCUCCCAACACUUCCAGUUCCUGCUGUCUCUAAGCACCUGUGCGUGUGUCAGAGUCUCAGCCAGGAGCACAGCGGACCGGCGCUGCUAGACAAGGUCUGUCCGGCCCAGAGCGACUGUCUCCGGCUGAGUGUGCCUGUCUCUCGGCUCUGCUGCUGGGAGAUACAACACGAGGGCUUGGUUCUGAUGCAGAGCAGCGUUGGCAAGGUGUUGUUGGCUGUGGGCUCCAGCCAUGGCUCCUCUCCUUCUCCCCCUGCUGUGUGCACUGCUGACCUGCCUGCAGACCCCCGGCCUGGCUGGCUCUGACCCGGACCCAGUCCCCCAGUGCGACUCGGGGCUGACCUGGGCGGUGAGCCUGGGGCCGGAGGGGGGGCAGGCAGACAGGCAGGCGCUGGACUUGCUGGCUGGGGAAGUGGCCGCAGAAGCAGGGCUGGAGAGCAGGGGGCAGAUCGGCCAGCUGGAGGGGCACUACCUGCUGGCGUUGCCCUGCGGACAGGAGGGGGGCAGAGGGCAGGCGGCCCAGGCCCUGUCACAGCACCCAGCCGUCAGGUGGCACUCAGAACAGCAGCUCCUCAGGAGGGCCAAGCGCAGCCUCACAUUCAACGACCCCAGAUACCCCAAGCAGUGGCACCUGCACAAUAAGGUGCGGGCGGGGAUGGAUAUCAAUGUCACGGCUGUGUGGGAGCACAAUGUGACUGGCGCUGGGGUCACCGUGGUUGUCGUGGACGACGGAGUUCAACACACUCUGAAGGACAUCCAACCCAACUAUAGCCCCGAGGGGAGCUACGACCUGAACUCCAACGACCCUGACCCCAUGCCACACCCCGACGCCAACAACGACAAUCACCACGGGACACGGUGCGCGGGAGAGAUCGCUGCCGCGCCUAACAACAGCUACUGCGCCGUGGGCGUGGCGUACGGGAGCCGGGUGGCAGGGAUCCGCGUGCUUGACGGGCCGCUCACUGACAGCAUGGAAGCCGUUGCCUUCAACAAGCACUACCAGAUCAAUGACAUUUACAGCUGCAGCUGGGGCCCCGAUGAUGACGGGCGCACGGUGGACGGGCCGCACCCUCUGGGCAAGGCAGCGCUGCAGCACGGGGUCAUUGCUGGCAGGAAGGGCUUCGGCAGUAUCUUUGUGGUCGCCAGUGGCAACGGAGGACAGUUCAGGGACAACUGCAACUACGACGGCUACGCCAACUCCAUCUACACUGUGACCAUUGGAGCAGUGGAUGAGAACGGCCGGAUGCCCUUCUAUGCGGAGGAGUGUGCCUCCAUGCUCGCCGUCACGUUCAGCAGUGGAGACAAGAUGCUGCGCAGCAUUGUGACCUCAGACUGGGACCUGCUGAAGGGCACUGGCUGCACGGACGGGCACUCUGGCACCUCCGCUGCCGCCCCCCUCGCUGCGGGGAUGGUGGCUCUGAUGCUGCAGGUUCGACCCUGCCUGACCUGGAGAGACGUGCAGCACAUCAUAGCCUUCACUGCCACCAAGUAUGAGGACCGGCGAGCGGACUGGGAGGUGAAUGGAGCCGGGUUCCACCACAGCCACCAGCACGGCUUCGGGCUGCUCAACGCCUGGAGACUGGUCAACGCUGCCAAGGUGUGGGAGUCUGUGCCGUACCUCACCUCCUAUCAGAGCCCCGCGUUCAAGGAGGAGAGAGUGAUCCCCAGCGCCCCGGCUCAGCUGAGAGUCUCCUGGAACGUGACGGCGGCGGAUCUGGGUCAGUCUGGCAUGCGCACGCUGGAGCACGUUGCCGUGAUGCUGACCCUCACACACCCUCGCCGUGGCAACGUGGAGAUCGUGCUGCUCUGCCCCAGCGGCAUCUCCUCCCUGAUAGGAGCACGCAGAGCCAUGGACAGCGACCCCUCCGGCUUCUCUGAUUGGAUGUUCUCCACGGUGCGCUGCUGGGGUGAGCGGGCGGAGGGGGUGUACACACUGCUGGUGCAAGAUCACGCUGAUGGCCCCCUGACCCAGGGCACUCUGAACCGCUGGCAGCUCACCCUGUACGGCUCAUCCUGGUCCUCCGAAGAAGUGAAAGAGAGGCAACAGCUGGUGGAGCAUGCGAUGGGGGGGCAGUACCUGGUGAGCAGCUUCUCUCUGCCCUGUCCCCCGGGUCUGGAGAUCCAGGAGCCGCCAGUCACCACCCUGACUGCCAACAGCCUGAAGUCCUUGCUCCUGUUGGGCUGCUUCGCUCUGUUCUGGUCUCUGUACUACACCCUGGAGACUCUGCUGGCUCACCUGGACUGGAGAGCACUGUGCCGCGGCGCCCCCUGCAGGGCAGGAAGGGACAGGCAGGUGGAGGAGGGAGGCGGAGAGGGAGAGGGGGGGGGGGACCCCAUGGUUCCCCUGGAGAGACUGCCUCCUCCCCGUCCACAGUUCUCCCACAACAAGACCCCCGUCCUGCAGCAAGAAGAGGAGGCAGCCCCCCUGAUCUCCCCCACGUAGCACCGUCACCCCCCCCCCCCCGGUAUACUGGCCCCCGCUGCGGGGGAUAUUGACAGUAUAUAGCAAUCUAGGGACAUGAUCUGCACUGGUGCUGCAGAAAGAACCAGGACUAAUUCACAGGGAGGAAGGGAGUCAAUAAAGAGCUUUACUGAGAUGCAUUUCAAGAACAGAGCUGAGAGAGUAGAGCUACAGUAUAUCUAUAGCAGUAUAUAUAGAGAGAGAGAGAGGUUUUGGUUUUGGGUGUCUUCAGUAUUAGAGGCUGCCUUGUUCCGUGUCUCAGGGCAGCCUGCCUCCCUCCUUCCCUGACUCUGAGCUCCAGGCUCUGGCAGAGUGUCCCUGAGUUUCCCCAUGAUUGCGCUGCUGCUGGAGCUCUCUUCGACGGAAUCGGGCCGCCUCUCUUCGACGGAGGAAGUCACAGCGCUGAACUGAUCGGAGAAAAAACAUUCUGUGUUGAUGAGGAUGAUGAUGAUGAUGAUGAUGAUGAUGAGGAUGAUGAUGAUGAUGAUGAGUUUUAAACUGUGUUGCUCCUCCUUUGGUUUUUAGUUUUCAGUUUGUUUUAAUUUUUUAAUUUCAAUCUGUCAAUAGAAUUGCUGCAGUAUUCCACAUUCUCAGAUCUGUCUCCCUGCCUCUCGUCUGAGGGGCUACUGUAUUGGGAGGGGGAGCUGUGCACUAUACUGUAUUUGAACAGAAUGAAAAUAAUAAUGAUUUUUCUGUU